AUGGCUCAAGCGGUGCUCCCAGACGAUAUCUUACAUCUCUUAUGCGAGGAACUCGCCAGCCAGGAGCAAUUUGAUACCCUCUUCAACUGCGCUUGUGCGAGCCGCGCCCUUGCCGUCCCUGCGUUAACUCAACUGUACAAAUCUCACCAUCUUGCACCGGUUCGGGGUGGCGGGGAAGAUCUCUACGGUUUACCGGCCGCCACUAACCUACUUACUAUCCAGAAAUGGUCCAUCUUAUGGCGGUCCAUUGUUGCCUCGAGCCUUGGCGCCACUCUUUUCCCAUAUUGUCGUUAUAUCAGAUCGCUUGACUUCCGCGAUCUCGGUUACCUUCUCGAAGAUGACCAAUUCCGAGCCAAGAUCUCAAAACAAUUCUUCGCUGGCCCACUGAAGCAGUUUGAGAAGACAGAGACCCUGACGAACAUCAAAGGCAGGAAGUUUACGCGAAUCAAGACAGCGGACGUCAUCGAUGCCAUUGGUGAAGUGGUGACACAACACACGCCCACUCUCGAGGUGAUUAGUGGAGAACUUCAACCUGGUGCUCUUGUACGAUGGACACCGCGUCUCCCACGGCUACAAAGCCUCGAACUAUGGGAUGGCAAGCCACUGGAAGACGAGCUAGUCCACGCAUCCAUCUACGAGCAUUGCCCGCACUUCAAUUCUCUGAUGAUCUACACAUGGCGCUCUACUAACAAUGACCAAAAGUUUGCCAAGUUCCUUUCCUCUAUGCGACCUAAUACGCUGCAAACGCUACAAACCAUUAGCGAUGUUGAAGCAGGCGCCGAGACGUUCCUCGCACUGAGUAAUCAUGGAAAAUCGCUCGAAGAUCUUCGCCUAUGUGUGACCAAAGACUCAAUACCGCACCUGGCUCUCCUAAAAGGAUGUACGGCUUUGAAGACAUUGCGAAUCGAAGAUAUGCAUGGCACCGUUGACCUCGAGGCAACCGAAAACGACGUCUUCCUUGAAACCAUAUCAUGGCUGCAAAAGUGUUCAAACCUCCAGCGUCUCAGCUUCUCUAAACUACAGUCCGGAGCCGCCAUUAUUACCCCUGUGCUAUUGGAGGAAAAGAUUCAACUCAGCAGUUUAGAGAUAGACUCCUACACGCUCAAAGACCACAAGUCGUUCCAUCAGGCUCUUGUGCAUCAACAGUCUUCCCUACGAGUAUUGUUCCUGAGUGGCGACACAGAAGGCAUGUUUCGCGACGAUCUUGAUAUUCUUGUUGAAUCUUUGAGGCAGCUCCGCCAAUUGCGCGAUUUGCACCUGAUCCUUCCGGAGGUAUUGCGCGACGAUCAUCUCAAAACCAUUGUCGCCGAUCUCGUCCUGCUCGAAGACUUGUACGUCAGCGGGUUAGAGCUCAACGACGACGUACUUCCACAUCUAGCCAGCCUGCCCAAUCUCCGCACCGUCACAAUCUCCGGUAUCUCAAAGUUCACCAUGGAUGGCUUGUUGGAUUUCAUAGACAGGUUGGGCCCGGGGAACCAAGGUAUUCGUCUGUCUGUCGACAUGGCAGAUACGGAUACCCUGCUUCCAGACGAGCAAUUAGCUCUAGUAAAAGAUAACUUGAUGGAGAAAGCCAGUGGCACCUUUGAGUACAUGGCACUAAGAGACCCAAAUGUACCUGAAUUCGAGAGUGAUUCCGACUAA
Messenger RNA from Bipolaris zeicola 26-R-13, 1641 nucleotides. RefSeq lists its product as uncharacterized. The coding region runs from base 1 to 1641 and encodes 546 amino acids. NCBI's taxonomy places the organism in Eukaryota, Fungi, Ascomycota, Dothideomycetes, Pleosporales, Pleosporaceae. The transcript has 6 exons. The record is from RefSeq and is a predicted model, not a curated record.